This is a messenger RNA of Carica papaya (papaya), 1743 nucleotides long. Lineage: Eukaryota; Viridiplantae; Streptophyta; Magnoliopsida; Brassicales; Caricaceae. The record is from RefSeq and is a predicted model, not a curated record.
AUGGAAUUACUUUGUCAAUUUCGAAAGCUUUACCAAAAUGAAAAGCGGAGGUGGCUGUUUCUGGUUGGGAUUGUUGCUGUUACUCAUCUAAUGUUCCAGUCGCUGUUGCUUCCUUAUGGAAAUGCUCUUCGGUCUCUAUUGCCUGAUGGCUGUGCUCCUGUGUUUGAUGAGAGCAGUCGCUUACCCUCUUCAACAAAGUCCGUCAUGGUUCGGAAUCCUCUUGCAGUUAAUGUUUCAAGAAAGAUUGAUGAUUCUAUCUCUGCUGGAAUGGAGAUAGAUAAUAACAUUACUGAGCUUGGAAUUGGAGAAGGCAUUGGACGUGAGAGUGGACUAAGGGACAGAGAAAAAGAAAAUGGUGUUGCAUCCCAAGAGCUACACUUGGAUAACAUUAUCAGAUUUUCAUCAGAAAGGAAUGUAAUCAAUGAUUCACUAUCUGAGAAUGAUGAUCUAAAUGAGAUGAUUGCAUUGAACAGUGAUGAAGACCAAGAUGAUAGUUCUAUCCUGGAAAUUACUGGGGAAACUACACUUGAGCUUCCCAUGGAGCAAAUUGGGAACCCUAACCAACAUAUUACUAUGGAAAAUCAUACAAGUCAGUUGCCAAGAGAAUUAAAUGUAAAUACUCGUCUCCAAUUCCCUUUCAAGCCAUCACUUGAAGUGCCUUCAUUGCAGGAUAGCCCUUAUUCAAACAAUUCAGCAUCAAAUGGAGCUUCCCUUCAAGACAAUCUCCCCAAGACAUCACUUAACGUGCCUUCCUUGCAAAAGAGCACUUAUUUCAACAAUUUAGUGUCAAACGUGGCUUCUCUUCAAGGCAAUCUCCCAAGUGUAAAAAGGAAUUCUACAAUUAUUUCUAAUAUUGGUAAAAGAAAGAUGAGGUGUGAAAUGCCACCAAAAUCAGUGACAACGAUAGAUGAGAUGAACCAGAUAUUACUGCGGAACCGUAGGUCUUCACGUUCAAUGCAGAGACCACGAUGGUCUUCCAAAAGAGAUGAGGAGAUUUUGGCUGCAAGGUCGCAGAUUGAGAAUGCUCUUAGUAUAGUGGAUGAUCCAGAACUUUAUGCUCCUGCUUUCCGUAAUGUUUCUAUCUUUAAAAGGAGCUAUGAACUCAUGAUACAAACACUCAAAGUCUAUGUAUACAAGGACGGAAAAAAACCAAUAUUUCAUCAACCAAUACUCAAGGGAUUAUACGCCUCAGAAGGUUGGUUUAUGAAACUGAUGGAAGGAAAUAAGCAUUUUUUAGUGAAGGAUCCUAGAAGGGCUCACCUGUUCUACAUGCCAUUUAGUUCGCGGAUGCUGGAGUACACCCUUUAUGUGCGUAACUCUCACAAUCGCACAAAUCUUCGCCAAUAUCUGAAGGACUAUGCUGAGAACAUUGCAGCAAGAUAUCCUUACUGGAACAGAACUGGUGGAGCAGAUCAUUUUCUUGUUGCUUGCCAUGACUGGGCUCCCUAUGAAACAAGACACCACAUGGAAUAUUGCAUCAAAGCCCUUUGCAACGCAGAUGUCACUGCAGGGUUCAAAAUAGGGAGGGAUGUCUCUCUUCCAGAAACAUAUGUCCGAGCUGCAAGAAAUCCUCUUCGAGAUCUUGGAGGAAAACCACAUUCUCAGAGACGUAUACUUGCUUUCUAUGCUGGAAAUAUGCAUGGGUACCUACGUCCAAUCUUGCUAAAGCACUGGAAAGACAAAGAUGCUACACAUGAAGAGCAGCAAGUAUUGUAUCUGCCCAAAGGGAUACGAGGUCAAUAG